CAUAGGUGGACAGUGCAGAGGGAGAAGCAGCUGGAAGUACGCAAACCGUGACCUGCAAAUGCUUAUUAGAUGCAUUUUUACGAAAGACCAAAGGAAAACACGCGCAAUCGUGAGGACUGUAAAGCGGUUAUAUGCAUGGACAUAAAGGGUUCUGUAAAGCUCUGAAGAUUAGAGAUUUGCUGGUUCGCUCAAGGUUAGCUUACAUCUGAAAUGCUUGUUAGCUUAUAGCUAGCAAGUGAUGAUGGCAGAAUUAUAGCAGCUGUAAACCUUUCACAGGACUUCAAAAAUCCCCCUGGAUUCUCUUUUCAUUUUGAGCAUUUUUACACCUGCACACCAGAAUUAUUUGUUUUAAAUCCUGCAACUAUUUCAUGAAUGAGUCCUAACCUGAAUUCGCGCUGCUUGAAGUAAGAUGUGUCUAGUGCAGUUCCUUCUUUUAUGAUUGUAUUUAGUAUUUAUAAUAAUAAUAAGGUGACUUAUAUGCUCCGUAAUACACAUUAUUAUGAUGAGAUUGAGCAUUAAAUCACGAGAAUGAGAGUUAGCGCUCAUCAAAAAGGAUGCCUUCGUCGUUCUCCUCAGUUUGUCCUGUUCAGCGUGUCGAUUAGCUGACCAACACCCGGGUGUAACAACUACCACGAGUGCCCUGUGUUUUUGGUGGACAUCGGAGUCUCAUGGCUGGUGUGAGUGGAUCCAGCAUGUUGAGUGGUCCGGUGGUAGCAGGAGCACAGCCUGCCCUGUCCCUCAGCAACAUCUCGGCGGCCCCCAGUGCGAACCCUGGCGCUGACACCCGGGGCUGUGAGAAUGGGGCCCUCAUGGACUCCUUUGGGAUUUUCCUGCAAGGUCUCCUGGCUGUGAUGGCCUUCAGCAUCCUUAUGUUAAAACGUUUUCGGGAGCCCAAACAUGAAAGACGACCUUGGAAAAUCUGGUUUCUAGAUACUUCUAAACAGGCAAUAGGAAUGCUAUUCAUUCACUUUGCUAAUGUCUACUUGUCUGACCUCACGGAGGAGGAUCCUUGCUCGCUAUAUCUCAUAAAUUUUCUACUGGAUGCUUCUUUGGGGAUGUUGAUAAUUUACGCUGGUGUACGAGCUGUCAGUGCAAUAGUUGAGUGGAGGCAGUGGGAAUCUCUGCGUUUUGGUGAAUAUGGGGAGCCUGUACAAUGCACCGCUUGGCUUGGUCAGUGUAUCCUCUACAUUCUCAUUAUGAUGUUUGAAAAAGUUCUCAUCAUGCUAGUUCUGCUCAUCCCUCAGUGGAAACAGUUGGCUGUGCUCAACCCCAUUAACAACCCUGAAUUGGAGCUUGCAAUUGUCAUGCUUAUUGUUCCGUUCUUUGUGAAUGCCCUAAUGUUUUGGGUUGUUGAUAACUUUCUUAUGAAGAAGCACAGAACAAAGGCAAAGCUUGAAGAAAGGGAAGAAGACUCACGGGGCAAUGGCAAAGUUCGCUACAGGAGAGCCAUGUCACACGACGACUCUGAGUCUGAGAUCCUCUUCUCAGCUGAUGAUGAGAUGGAUGAAUCGGAAGAGGAUGAUGUCCGUCGUCUCACCGGCUUAAAGACUGUUAAGAAAAAGAAACAUCGUAUGGGGAUACCAGUUUGACCUGUGCCUCCAAAAACUUGUUUUGAGUCUAUGGUAGCAGAUCACCUCACAACAGAGUCCACAUUCCCCUUUACUGAACAGACUGAGAGGUACGCAAAGGAAUGCAUCAAGGGAACUACCUUAAACUUUUUUUUUUCAUUCUUUUUUUUACAGGGAACUAAUAUAGUAACCUGUCAGCUGUGGAUGUCUGUUACCAUUUUGCAUAAUAAUGAUUCCUUUUUCAUACUAUAACCACUUCUUCCUACUACAUUACACAUUUUACAAAUUACAUCAAUAAACUACUGAAAACUCAUACAAAUUAUGGAUUAUGAUAAAUAUGAAAAGUUACACAUCAUGUAUUUAUGGGUAAUGGUUUAAUAACAGUAAUACAUUUGAGGCGCCUGUCCAGACACUCAAGGUCACCAUACAGCAAUUUAAAAUACAGAAUAUACAAUACAACAGUUAUUGUUUGUCUCUCAACUACUCGUUCUUCACUGUCCUGUAAUCUGUGUAUUUGUGUAAAAAUCAUGUGGUCAAAAUGGAAAUUACUGUAAAUGAACAUUAGAACAAUAAUAAAAACAUCAGUAAAAGGGGAUGAUAUUUUGAAAGAGAUGAGAGGAAAAAAUGCCAUCCACUCCAGAUAGAGAUGUGUGUAACUUACCAUUUAAUUGAUUUUUGACCAUUUCCUAAAUUACAUAUGGUUAGUUAUUUAGCAAAUAAUAUGUUUUAAAGUACACUAAAUAAAAUAUACAGCAGACUAUAACUUUAAUAUGCAAAGACAUCCUGAACAUUUUCAGUAUUUACUACUGUGUUACUUUCAUGUAAUGUAGAAAGAUAAUUUUUGAUAUGUGGGGUUGUAAGAAAACUAAAUAAUCAGCCAUCUAUUUUAAAAAGACCAAUGUGUCCCACAGUGAGCACAGAACAGUUAUCUGUUAUUUGAAAUGCUUUGACGUUCUCUGUGUGUUGUCUGAGCCUUGUCUUAUACUGUAUUUAAAUUUUUUGGGCCAAAUUUUGAACAGCUUUGGUAAAUUGUUUGAUUCUUUUAUGUUAUUGUUCAGGAAUUUGCACAAUCUGUUUUUUUGUUGGGUUUUUUUCCCUUUGUAUUUGUGUUAAAUAAUGUGCCUGAGUGAACUUACCAGCAGGUGAUUUAUUUUGUGUUUUAUUCUGUUUUUUUAUAUUAUAUUUGAUCUAUUCCACCAGGGCCUUGGGGACUUCAGCUGGCUCUGAUCUCAUGAAUGUGACAUGCAUAGACCCAUAAACUGUUAAUGACUAUGGACCAGGACCAUGCGGGAAGUAGUUAGUUACUUGAGUGCAGUUUAUUUUUGUUUGUAUUUUACAACUGGGUAUUUGUGGUGGGGAUGACAGAAUGCAUGGCUGAUCUAUCAAUAACACUGAAUGACUAAACAGACUUAUUUCCCAUUAUGAUAUUUUGGGUACAACAAGUCACUGUUUAUUUAUGAAAGUUGUCUGGAGGAUCAUGGUUUAGUAUUGUGUGUUACUACUCAAAUAAAAUGAUAAAUUAUUAUUAUUGAAGCUUUUCCAAUAAAUAUUGUAACAUAAA
This is a messenger RNA of Boleophthalmus pectinirostris (great blue-spotted mudskipper), 3129 nucleotides long. RefSeq names its product STIM activating enhance (gene stimate). Gene Ontology annotation, cellular component: membrane; cortical endoplasmic reticulum. The transcript has 8 exons. NCBI's taxonomy places the organism in Eukaryota, Metazoa, Chordata, Actinopteri, Gobiiformes, Gobiidae. Gene Ontology annotation, molecular function: calcium channel regulator activity. Gene Ontology annotation, biological process: activation of store-operated calcium channel activity. The record is from RefSeq and is a predicted model, not a curated record. Bases 669 to 1589 code for a protein of 306 amino acids.